Molecule: messenger RNA, 2766 nt
Organism: Cylindrotheca closterium
Lineage: Eukaryota; Bacillariophyta; Bacillariophyceae; Bacillariales; Bacillariaceae
Source: the annotation of a GenBank genome assembly
AUGUUGUACGCAGCAGGGAAAAAGGUACUUGCUGCAACAAAAAUGGUAGUAGGAGCAGCUCCAGAAUCAACUCCUGACCAGAAAGCAAAUGCAGCACUUUGGAUCAAGGUUUUACAAAAGGCUCUAGACAACCAGACAAAGCAACUUCAUGGAAUUGAAGAAGGAUCAAGAAUCAAGAGGCAACAUAUUGAGGCUGCUUCAAUUGAAUCAUCCACAAGGACGAACGAGAACUCACCCUUGGCAUUGCAUCCAGAUCUUCCCCGAACGCCUCCCAAGAAGCAAUGUGGCAAGGCAGCAGCUUCAUUGGACGAGAUUCUAUCCAUGGCCCGAGCAAUCACUCGCCGGACACCUUCAGCUCCUAGUACUAGCACACAAAUCACUGAAAAUGGCACUGUUGUAGCCAAACAGAGAAGGAUUGAAGAAGACGAAGGGCAAGCUUUGCCAACCCCGCUUCCAAAAACCAAUCUCUUCUCCGCCUCUCAAGAUGCCAGGAGGAAGCAACAAGACUAUCGAUUUCCAGCGACAAGUGGACAAAGAUCAAGAUCCAUGCAUGCUGGCCCGGAGAACACCAGCCUAUAUGCAUAUGGGAACAAAGUUGUCAAAAUUUGUAAUGGCCAUGGCAUGGGAACUGUAGAUAUCGACAAUGUGUCUCUACGCUCAAAGCUUGAGGAGGCCGCUGCAAAGUACAUUAUGGAAGUGGAAGCCUCUUUGCAUGAGAUUUCUGACAUCCAUAACGCCGAAAACGAAACGGAUGAUUGUCGUUGCUCCCAAAGAGACAGGGCAGAUCGAAGAUGCAUGAAUGCAAAGGAGCAUGGAGGCAAAUGCAGAUUCACAAGGGAGGGAUCCAUUUCCUUCACCACCGCCCUUGACAUAGUCAAGUCACUCACAGGUCCAGAAAUAUUGAAAUUGGCUGGCUUGGAUGAUGUGAAGACGUUGAAAGGGCAGGGCAAUUGGAUUCAAGCCCGAGGCAUCAUUGCUGAUGUAUACCAAGGCGAACAAGCAACAGAGUAUUUGGAAAGGGUGGAUUCACAAGAAACCUAUUACAACACUGAUUUCAUGCCUCACCUUCGGGCCGUGUCACAACAUCAAUGUAACUGUUUGACUUGUGGAUUCUGCGACAAAGAUAACAUUGAUGACAUCAAAUGUCCUCAGAAACACAGCCACCUGCCAAGUUGCAAGCGAUGCGUUCAUGGAUUUGCAAUGUUUCAAGAAAUGAAGACUGAUAUCCAACUCAAGGAAGACUCAGCAAAAGCAGCCGGCACAAGUCCCAUGGAACUGCAGAAACUUGACCAGCUCAAGUGCGACGUCGAGACUUGUAUCUCCAGCCUUCGAGAAUACAGAGGUCAUCUUGCCCAUCACACUUCAGAAGAAGAACAAGCAAUGGCUGAGUUGGAAAACUUGGAAGACGACACCGCCAUUGUCACUUCCGAUUACAAGAUGAAAAUUAUAUCUUGCUUUUAUCGAGAGAACCAAAGAAAAUGGAAGCAAGGUACUCCGAUGCUUGGGUUCAUGAUUGUAACAAAUUCAGAAGAUGCUUUAUUGAAGGAGAAGGGAGUCAAGGAUGUCUCGUUUGUAAUGCUGGCUACCAAUGAUGCCUGUCAGGACGAUUGGGCAGUAGCGUGCGCCAAGUCCUAUGUUUAUGAGAAUCACCUCCCAGAUCAUGUAAAGAAGACAAUUUUUGUUGCUGAUGGAGCUGGAUGUUUCAGAUUGAAACUUCAUUGUGUAAUUCAACCUUUCUGGGAGCACUGGGUUAAUAUUAGGGAAAUCAGGUUUUGGCUCACUCCCACGGGCAACGGAAAGACAAAUUUGGACAGAAUGUUUGGCAGGACGUCCAUUGUCUUAUCAACUGCCGUUGACAAUGGUGGACACUACUACAACUCAGACACCAUUUUGGAUUGCAUCGAACAAUCCAGGGGCCUAUUGUCAACUGUUUUUGCUGGAUACCUGCCAAGUCAAGAGAACCAACUUUCAAUUGAGCUUGCAAAGGGGGAGAGGUUCAGCUCCAGCAUCCUAACUACGGAUCCUCUUUGUCAAGACAUUCCAAACACUGGUAUCAACAAUGUAUUUUUGAUGGCUUUCAAGCAUACUGGUUCUGGAUCAGGAGAGCGCUUGUUCCAUUCAAAGUUUGUCUUGCACAUGCCAGAGGGAGAAACAGCGAGACUAGUGGACAUCUACGACACGGAGACCGGAUUGAACUUUGAUCUUGUUGAACUUUGCAAGCCGUCUUGGACAAGCCUUUGGACUACCACCAAUGCAAAGCAAGAGAAGCAAUCCCAUCUGUCCAGACCAGGAGAAGGGCCAAACUCGAAGGUGGUCCGUUCUAAGAAUCAGCAGAAUCGGGCCAAGACAAAAAGCAAGAAGAUUCAAGAUACUGUCAAUGACAGAAGACAGCAGCAGAAGGAUUCUGGUCUGUUUCUGUGUGAUGAUAAGCCCGAUAUAGUUCCAUCUAAUCCAAAGACAGAUGGCCAAGUUGGUUUCCUGCUGCAAUGUUUUGGCCUAGAAGCAAAACUGAAUCCAAGUCAGACAAUGGCAAAGAUGAAGCAGGAGAUUGAUCCUGUGGACAAUGGUCUGAAGUUUUGUUCUUCCAAGGCUCACUUGCAAACCAAUGGAAGUGUCCUGAGCGAGGAGCAGAUUGGUUUGUGGCAGAGCCAGGAAGUGAAGAAACGAGAGAAUGCAUUCAGGCUUCACAGGGGAGCAACAACCAACGCGCAGAGGCCAGGAUUGCUAGAGAAGAGGAAGAAAGGGCCAGAAUUCAAGAACUUGUAG